GUGGAAGAGGCCGAUUUGAUUCUAAAACUUCCUUUAAGUUUGUGUGGCAGUAAAGAUAGGCUCAUUUGGCAUUAUACUCCUAACCGAAUAUUCCCUGUUAAAUCGGCAUACCAGGUGGCUCAGGAAAGGCAAUUCAGAACCGAUCAGAAGCUUUUCUGGAGCAGGAUUUGGAAACUCAAUGUGAAGAAAAAGAUUUGCCAUUUUAUAUGGAGAUGUUGUCAUGGAGUUCUAGCAAUAGGUGAGAAAUUAUUUUCAAAAGGGAUGAUGGUGGAGAGAAUCUGUCACAGUUGCGGGGAGGGAGUCGAGAGCUUGGAACAUAUCUUAUUUAAUUGUGAGAAGGCAAAACAGGUGCGGCGAUUGGCUCCUGUGCAAUGGAUAAUGAUAGAAAAGCAGGAUCAGGGGGAUAGGGUCGUGGGUGCAAGUGAACAACCAGAGGUGGAGGUAGGGUGGAUUCUCGUUUCUACCAGUGCCAAAACUAAUGGUGAUGGUUCAGUGGGGAUGGGCGGAGUUGCGUGGAAUGCUGACGGACAAAAGCUUAGGGCUUGGUGCUCUUUUAGAGAUCCAGCCACAGGAAUCGAAGAGGAUAUUCUUGCUUCUAUCAGGUUGGCGUUGGUUAAUGCUGUGCAAGAAGGUUGGAAGAAGAUUAUUAUACAGGUAGAUAACCAAGCUAUUGCGCAGAAGCUCAGUCAGAAGCGCUGCUUUUCGAGGAGUCAAUCCGUUAUAGCUGAAGAUAUUUACUUGCUACUGCUUUUGUUUGAAAGUUGUACUUUUACUGUUUCAUCAAAGUUUGGUAGAUUAGCUAGCUGCAGGGUUUCUGAUUUUGCACUUAUGGGAGAAUCUUCCUUUGUGUGGAUGUCUCCUCUUCCUGAUUGGAUC
Striga asiatica is the source of this 876-nucleotide messenger RNA. The record is from the annotation of a GenBank genome assembly. Lineage: Eukaryota; Viridiplantae; Streptophyta; Magnoliopsida; Lamiales; Orobanchaceae.